GCAGCACCGCCGUUUAGUCAGUCAGCUGCGCGGAGUCGCAGCAGUCGGUGUGGCAGCUGGGAAUGUGAGGCUAUUUUGAGGACUGGCGGCGGCAGCGGCAGCAGGAGGAGCAGCAGCAGGAGCAGGGAAGGCUCUACCCGCAGCUCCGCUAGAGCCACCACUCACUCAAGUCCCAGCGGGCGACCUGCGUCCCCCCCCCCCCACGGACCUGUCGGUGUGGUCGGACAGCGCCGGCCAGUCGACGUCCGGCCGCCGGUGCGUCGCUGCGCCGCGGGGGCUGCUCGCUGGAGCGCCGCGUUCGUGCUCGUUUGCGCUCCGCGUCCGCGCGCCAGCACCUUUCCUCGGCCAACGGACCUUCGCGUUUCCCCCGCGUGGAACCCUCGGUUAAAUGUACCCGUUCCGCCGCCGCCAAAGCGCUCACGGCAACGGCGAUGGACUGAAAUCCGCGGCGGGGGCGAACGACACACAACCUGCCGCGAUUUCCUGCAAGUGAAUAACGCAAAUAAAUGAUAGAGGAUACGAUGACCCUGCUGUCUCUGUUAGGUCGGAUCAUGCGUUAUUUUCUGCUCAGACCGGAGACCUUGUUCCUGCUGUGCAUCAGCCUGGCGCUGUGGAGUUACUUCUUCCACACGGACGAAGUGAAGACCAUCGUCAAGUCCAGCCGGGAUGCGGUCAAGAUGGUGAAGGGGAAAGUGGCGGAGAUGAUGCAGAACGAGCGCUUCGGCGGGCUGGACGUCCUGGACGCGGAGUUCUCCAAGACCUGGGAGUUCAAGAGCAACAACGCCGCCGUGUACUCCAUCCAGGGCCGGCGAGACCACAUGGAGGACAGGUUCGAGGUCAUGACCGACAUCGUCAACAAGAGUCACCCGUCCAUAUUCGGGAUCUUUGAUGGUCACGGAGGAGAGGCUGCGGCUGACUUCGCCAAGGCCCACCUGCCCGAGGCGCUCCGCCAGCAACUGCUGACCUUCCAACGGGAGCGGGACCGGGACCGGGAGAAGGAGGAGAACCGCGACCGGGGCGGCCGGUCCUACCCCUCCAUCCUGGAGCAGCAGAUCCUGGCGCUGGACAGAGAGAUGCUGGACAAGCUGUCGGCCACGUACAACGAAGCAGGUACUACGUGUCUGGUGGCCCUUCUGUCUGAUAAGGAGUUGACGGUGGCCAACGUCGGCGACUCGCGCGGCGUCCUCUGCGACAAAGACGGCAACGCCAUCCCUCUGUCCCACGACCACAAACCCUACCAGCUCAAGGAGCGCAAGCGGAUCAAGAAAGCUGGUGGUUUUAUAAGUUUUAACGGCUCGUGGCGCGUUCAGGGCAUCUUGGCCAUGUCCCGAUCCCUGGGCGAUUACCCUCUGAAGAACCUCAACGUGGUCAUUCCUGAUCCCGACAUCAUGUCGUUCGACCUGAACAAGCUGCAGCCCGAGUUCAUGAUCCUGGCGUCGGACGGCCUGUGGGACACCUUCAGCAACGAGGAGGCCGUUCGUUUCAUCAGGGAGCGACUGGACGAGCCUCACUUUGGGGCCAAGAGCAUCGUGCUGCAGUCCUUCUACCGCGGUUGCCCCGACAACAUCACUGUCAUGGUGGUCAAGUUUAAAGGCAAGGCCGGCGAGCAGUAGACCACAAACACUGUAUUACGUUUGAACACAUGAAACAUUAGGCUCAAAUUGAAAGAUUGAACGAACCCCCAGACCACACGCUUUUCUAAAAGGAGCCAAUUCAAUCAGAGUUUGUGCUGAUCCUCCAAUGCUUCAAGCCACCCUUUACUUUCUUUGCUGUGAACCUGACACCCUCAACAACAUGUCUCUGACUAAAGCUUAGCCACGUCACUGAGUUACCGUAAUGCAAGCUGGGUCACCGUUAUGCAAAUAAACAUUUAGCUUUGUGCAGCUGUGCGUCCACACAUGUCUGGGUUUGUAUUUGACAGAGUGGGGGGGUGGAGAAUGCAUUUAGAUUCUGUCUUUGUGUAACAAACGUGUUAAUGUCAGAUUACCGACCAGUUCGUCGUCUAGCCGAUAGCCCAUAGUCCAAACUGUACAUGACAGCGUUGAGUUUUCCCUCGAACGGGACGUGCCCACUGUGACGUUCCCACAUCGUCUGAUUGUAUUAA
This is a messenger RNA of Betta splendens (Siamese fighting fish), 2104 nucleotides long. RefSeq names its product protein phosphatase, Mg2+/Mn2+ dependent, 1Lb (gene ppm1lb). The record is from RefSeq and is a predicted model, not a curated record. Gene Ontology annotation, molecular function: protein serine/threonine phosphatase activity; cation binding. Gene Ontology annotation, biological process: protein dephosphorylation. The coding region runs from base 507 to 1613 and encodes 368 amino acids. The transcript has 4 exons. Lineage: Eukaryota; Metazoa; Chordata; Actinopteri; Anabantiformes; Osphronemidae.